This is a messenger RNA of Tetrahymena thermophila SB210, 1929 nucleotides long. RefSeq names its product importin subunit alpha, putative. The transcript is spliced from 3 exons. The record is from RefSeq and is a predicted model, not a curated record. Lineage: Eukaryota; Ciliophora; Oligohymenophorea; Hymenostomatida; Tetrahymenidae.
AUGGAUUAUUACGAAGAAGAAGAAAGUUAGAUUAAAAAUGUUAUAUCACAUAAAAAGAAUGAGUUUAGAGUAGAAAUUAGAAGAAAGAAAGUUUAAUAAGAACUUUAAUCAAAGCGUUUGAAGAAUAUACAUUAGUCAUAUAGCAAGUUAUUUGAAAAUAAUGGUUACUAAGCUUAGGAUGAUGAAAAUUAAGAAUAAUAUUCAUAAAAUAAUUAAUUAUAUUAAGAUCAAGUAAACAACCAUGGUAUGGAGGAUAUGACUUAAAAAGACAAUAGAGCAAAUGAAAUACCAAACAUCUUAGAAAUAUCAGGGGAGUUGAAUAAGGUAAUGCAACAGUUAUAGGAUUCUCAUAAAAUGAAAGAUAUUAUAUAAUGCUAAGAUAUAAUGAAAUAGCUUUAUGAGUGGAUAGAUCAUUAUUGUAAAAAAGAAGUAAUGGUUGAAGUGACAUCCGUUUUAAAUUUAAUGAUUUAGUCUAAUUUACAUAUAUUCUGCUCAGUAUACACAUCUUAGAAGUAUUUACAAUACGAAGACCUUUAGAUUUAUAGUUAUUACAUUCUAGCAUAGCUUUCAUGCAUAAUAAAUAAAUAGAAUUUAAAUGAAAUGGUAGAGAAAAAUAUAUUUAAUCACUUUAUCGAGGCUCUUCAAUACUCAAAAUCGUCAAAAAUUAUUGAUAAUCUUUUCCACACUAUGGGUAAUCUUGCAGGAGAUUCAAAAUUUGGAUCAUUUUUUUGUUCUGAGUUAGUUGAUAGAGAUAUAGUGACUGCAGUAUUAAGUGUUAUAGAAGAAAGUACAGAAUAAGAUAUUGAAAGAUUUAAUGAUUCACUCUUAUUUUUUAUUUGGAAUUUCAUUAGGUAUAUUCCUGAAGUGCAAAGGGAAGAAACAUAUUAAUUGACACCUUUAUUGUUGUUGUUAUUGAGAAUAACAGACACUGAUUCUAAAAAAAAAUAUGUCAUAGAAUGCUUAAAUCAUUUAAUAUUAUAUGAUUCUUCAAAUAUCUCUGUUUGCACAGAGGAUGAUUAUAAUACGUUAGCAUGGUUAAUUUAUAAUAAUAAAUCGUUAAUAGGUUCAUCUCUCACUUUACUUAAUACAAUUGUAAGUGAAUGUUGUGAUGAAUAUAUUAAAAAAUUAGUUGACAACGGAGUAUUAAUUUCAAUUAUUAAAGUAAUCGAAUCUGGUAAAGAAUCACACAGACAAACAGCAGCUUUUAUUCUUUCUAAUAUUUCUUGCAUUCCAGAUUAGGGUGUUUAAGAUUCAAUUCUUGAAGAGAAAAUCUACAAGCCAUUAAUGAGGAGUUUAAUGGAUGAUUCUUCUUUUAAAGUAAAGAAAGAGUUAGGCUUCUUUUUAGGAAACUUAGUUAGUAGCGCAACAGCAGAAACAAUUAUAACCUUAAUAGAUAAAAAAAGUUUAUUAAAUUUUAUAGAAAUGCUAUUUACUAAAUUUAAUUCAGAUAUUGAUUUGAUGGUAGUAGUUAUUUAAGGUUUUUGCUCUCUUUUUAAGUAAAUUACCUUGUUUACUAGUAAUUAAUAAUUUAGAAAAUACAUGAAGUAGAUUUAAGAAAUCGGAUUAUUUACAUUAAUUGAGUAAUUUACUAACCAUUAAAAUUAAGAAAUUUCACAAAAAGCAGAAGGUUUAUAUAAUGAACUCCUAGAACAUAGCUUAAUAAGUGAGAAAAAAUGUUUAGAAAACUCACCUACAAGAGCUAAAAAUAUGCCUAUUUCUUUUUAUAAUGCAAGAAAUACUAUAUCUGAGCUAUAAAAUUAAACAAAUGGUGAUAUCUUCAAGUUAUAUAUUUAAAACAAUUGCUUGUAAAAUCAAUAAUCAAAUAUAAUAAGUAGUAGCUAGUAAUAAUAAAUUAGUAAUAACUAUUUCGAUACAAAUCAUGCAUAAUAAUAAUAAAUAUACAACAAAAAUUAGAUGAUAUAAGAAUGA